Hylaeus volcanicus is the source of this 2200-nucleotide messenger RNA. Its product is annotated as tubulin beta chain-like. Gene Ontology annotation, biological process: microtubule cytoskeleton organization; mitotic cell cycle. Gene Ontology annotation, molecular function: structural constituent of cytoskeleton; GTP binding; GTPase activity. Lineage: Eukaryota; Metazoa; Arthropoda; Insecta; Hymenoptera; Colletidae. The record is from RefSeq and is a predicted model, not a curated record. Gene Ontology annotation, cellular component: cytoplasm; microtubule. Bases 815 to 2146 code for a protein of 443 amino acids. The transcript is spliced from 5 exons.
AGUAUAAAUACAGAAACGUAGCGUUGCGUAGGAGCAGGAUGACGAGGUUCAUCGAAUAAACUUGCUUUACAACCUAACCCAGCUAAAUCCUUAAAUUGCAAUCUACAUUAAACACAAAAUGUUUAAACUUGUACCGUUAUGCUAUGGGGAACAGGAUGCGAUAUUAAAUAAAUUAGACAAAUAAAGAUAAAAGACUAAACAGAAGAUUAAAUAGACAGGAGAAGGAAACACAGGAUUCCUUUUGCACUAGAGAAAGAAGCUUACACUUAUUUAUUACUUGGUAGCGUGCAAUGUAAAUGUACUGAGGGGUCGCGGAGGCCAUUAUCGCAGCUUAGCAUCGAACCUGUUGACGUCCUUCGAGCCAACUGGGAUUGAUGAAGCAGAGACCUUGGUAAAAAUUGGUGAUCACGUAUUAUCUCAUCGGUGCCUCGAGGACAAACACUUUAUUAUUGCGUACCCGUCGCGGAUCGCCUGGAACGAGCAUUAUUGCGCGCUAGUUCCAACCGUCGAUCGUAAUAGAUUCAAUUGCACCAUUUAAUAUAUAAUUAUCGCGUCGAUAAUAAAUUCUUUCUACUGCUCGAAAUAACGAUCAACGUGUUGUACCGUUUCUGAUGGAUCAUCCCGUACACGAAUCGAUCGAUAAAUUAUGGGAAACAACAAUCGAACUCGAUUCUCAGCCUCCCGAUGGUUGCUGGCUCGCCACCUUGGCGACAUAACCCUUUCCGACCUCGAAAUUUCCAACGACGGUAAAAUUCUCGGUGUAAAAAUUUUAGUAUAAGAGCGCACAGAUCUAAAAAAGAAAAAAAGAGAGAAAAUGCGAGAAAUUGUGAACGUGCAGCUAGGCCAGUGUGGGAAUAACGUAGGAGGUAAGUUUUGGGAAGCAAUCGCAGACGAGCACGGUCUGGCUCCCGACGGUGUCUUUUACGGCGAAUCGAGCCUCCAGUUGCAACGAAUGAACGUCUACUUCACCGAGGCACCAGGGCGCAAAUUCGUCCCCAGAUCCGUCAUGGUCGACCUCGACUCAGGAAGCUUGAACUCGUUGAUAUCGGGCCCGUUUGGCAGAUUAUUCAAGCCAGAUAACUUCGUGUGUGGACGCGCAGGUGCAGGGAACAACUGGGCCAAAGGUUACUACACCGAAGGUGCAGAGCUUGCUGACACAGCAUUGGAUCUUAUUCGUUUAGAGGCAGAGAACUGCGAUCUCAUGCAAGGUAUCCAACUACUCCACUCGCUGGGCGGUGGUACAGGUUCGGGUAUGGGCUCCCUGCUGUCAAUAAAGUUAAAAGACGAGUAUCCCGACCGAAUCCUCAAGACUUACAGCGUGAUACCCUCGCCAAUGAUGUCAGACGUCGUGGUGGAGCCCUACAACGCGAUACUGUCCCUUGGAAAGUUCGUGGACUAUACCAGCCAGACGUACUGUAUGGACAAUCAGGCUCUUCAUCACAUUUGCACGCGUAUUCUGAAAAUUUCUACGCCCACGUUCGCCGACGCCAAUCACUUAAUCUCUGCCUGCAUGGUUGGCAUCACCGCCUGUCUGAGAUUCCCAGGACAACUGAACACGGACCUGAGGAAGCUGCAGGUGAACAUGGUACCGUUCCCCAGACUCCACUUCUUCGUUCCUGGCUACGCGCCUCUCACGUCCAGAAGCUCUGCUCCUUACUCGAUCCUCUCCAUUCCAAUAUUAACUCAACAAUUGUUCAGUGGAAAUAACAUGCUCGCCUACUGCGAUCCAUUGAUGGGCAAGUUUAUGACCAUCGCCGCCAUCUUCAGGGGCAGGAUGUCGACCAAGCACGUGGACGAGCAGAUGUUGAACAUACGCAACAAAAAUAGUUCCUACUUCAUCGAGUGGAUUCCUAACAACAUUCAGACCGCGAUCUGCGACAUUCCUCCGCGAGGCCUGGCCGUAAGCGCCACGAUGGUAUCGAACACGACGGCGAUCCAAGAAACGAUCAAAAGGUUGAUGAACUUGUUCGACGGUAUGCUGAAGAAAAAGGCCUACCUGCACUGGUACACGGCGGAGGGAAUGGACGAGACCGAGUUCUUCGAAACUCAGGCGAGCAUGCGAGAUCUAGUUUCGGAGUACCAGCAGCACCAGGAAGCCGAGGCUGAAUCCAGCUUCGAAGAUGAAACACCAGGGUUCGAAGAAUGAUUAAAACUGACGUGGAAAGGUAAUAGUAUGUUUUUUUUUAGCUUUAUUUCGCUU